Molecule: messenger RNA, 774 nt
Organism: Meloidogyne enterolobii
Lineage: Eukaryota; Metazoa; Nematoda; Chromadorea; Rhabditida; Meloidogynidae
Source: the annotation of a GenBank genome assembly
AUGUUUAGAAAAAUUUAUCGAAUGGUGUUCGGAAAAUUUAUUAAAUCGGGAGAGAAGAUAUCACUUUUUCAACUGCGGGCUGUUAAUAAAGUCGAUCGAAUCUCCAAAGGAGAAAAAACGCCAGUGGUGCAUUAUCCAAGAGAAGAGAAAUUUUUGAAAGAAAUGUCAAAAGAUGUUAAAAUUAGAGAGAAAAUCGACAAAAAAUAUGACCAACUUCUCAAAAAUGCAGAUCAAAUAACCAUAACGUCAACCGACCCUCCAGAAAUACCAAAAUCUGAGAGAAAUCUUCCAAAAAGGGAAUGGGAAUAUGACAUAGAGAAUAGUAAAUAUGAAUACGAAUAUGGUUUUUAUGAGCCACCUGUAGAAAAAAUAGAAGAAAAUAGACUCAUGUUUAGAGAAGCAUUAGAGGCUCUUAAACGUGUUGAAAGGACAAAAUUAGAUACAAUGUGGAAUUUUUUUAGGCCCUUUGCUGUUUGUGAAGAACAAAAUAUAGCUAGAAGUUCAGACAUGGAAAACAUUCUUUCCUUUGCUCAGGGAUAUGGACCGAAGCAACUUACUAACGCUCAGGUGUUUGCUGAAUUACAGAGAGCUUCGAGACAUCUUCCUCAUGAUGGUGGGGUUGUACAUGAUGAAUCCACUGAAAUGGUUCCUGAUUUUGAAACAAAAAGUAAAGAAAAAGGCGAAAAAGAAACUGAAAGGUUGGAAAGUUCAUUGAGAGAGCUUUUUAAGGUCGAAAAAUCUUCAAAUCAAUCAUCUGGCAACAAGAGGGAGUGA